AAGAGAAUUUUGGGUUUUGCUGUUUUUUUUACACUGAAAGAAAGAGGAAGGAAGAAAGAAAAAACAGAGAAACACAAACACGAGCGAGUUGCGAAGGAAAAACAGUUUGUUCCAGAACUGAACCCAAAGAUCUUCUCUUUACGUGUUGUUGUGAGGACCCAAAUCUUCUUCUUCUUCUCCCACUGCUUGGAUCUGCACUUUUCGGCCUUUCUUCCAUUCUCGCACGCCAACUCCUUCACGGGUCAAUUCUAAUUCUCGCGCUGGUUUUUCCUGCACGGAAAAAAGCUUUCCGGAGAUAUUUGUCGGGUGGUCGAAGGGCGAGAAGGUUCUAGAUUGGCGUUGCUCUGGUUCUUCAGAAUUGGGUUUUUUGUUUGCUUUCAAAGCCAAAAUUGCCUCACUUCAUUUGGUAAUGGUUCAACAACUCAUGCAAGAUUGAAUUAUGGAUCCUGAAGGCAAAAAGUUUGGAGGAGGACCAAGAGAAUUGACAGGUGCUGUGGAUCUUAUAAGUCAUUUCAAAUUACUACCCCACUAUGAGUUUUUCUGCAAGAGGCCUCUCCCUGUUCCUAUUGCGGACACACACUACCUUCACAAUGUUGUAGGAGACACAGAAAUAAGAAAAGGAGAUGGGAUGCAAUUGGAUCAACUUAUUCAGUAUACAUCCUCCUUUAGAGAUACAAAUGCUCGUAUUCAGCCUUUUGACCUAGAUGUUCUCAAGGAGGCUUUUCAACUAAGGGAAACAGCUCCCGUUGACUUGCCUGCUGCGGAGAAAGGGAUUCCUACUAUUUCAGGAAAAUCAAAAAGUGAAAACAAAGACAAGGAGAAGAAGCAUAAAAAGCACAAAGACAAGGACAAAGACAAGGACAAAGAUAAGGACAAGGAGCAUAAGAAGCACAAGCAUCGUCAUAAAGACCGAAGCAAAGACAAAGACAAGGACAAGGAUAGGGACAAAAAGAAAGAUAAAAGUGGACAUCGUGAUUCCAGUGCUGAUCACUCAAAGAAACACCAUGAAAAGAAAAGGAAGCAUGAUGGAGAUGAUGAUGUUAAUGAUGUGCACAAACACAAAAGGAGUAAGCACAAGAGCUCAAAAAUUGAUGAAUUGGGAGCAAUUAAGGUCGCUGGCUAAGUGUUGUCAUACUGUAGUUCAUUUCUUUUCCUCAAUUGGUUGUUGUCAUUUGUUAAAAGUUGGAGGGGCCUUCAAUUGACAUUAUCAAAUUUCAUGAGGGUAGCUAGUGAUCUGACUAAAGAUUUCAUGAUGGUGAAUUCACCUGAUGAAGAAAAAGGGCGCAGGUAAAAUUUUAUGAAGACAAUCUUUUUUCUUUUGUACAAUAACAGUUACCUUAUAUAGUUGCCAGUACUCUGCAAAACUUUCCUCUUCCUUUUCCCAGUCUAUUGGAGCACUGGAUAUCUCAACAUGUAUACAUUAUUUUGGUCUUUUAAAGUAUUUUAGUAGUGUUCUUAAUCAAUCUGUAGUUCAAACAAACUAGAGUUUUCAGUCUUUUUGUUUAGGAUAACGAAUUAACUAUGGGGAUUACGUACAUUGAUUGCGUUCCCCCAUAUCAUGUAUCUAAUCUAAUGUUACGUACAUUUGAAUGUUU
This is a messenger RNA of Vigna angularis (adzuki bean), 1595 nucleotides long. Its product is annotated as mediator of RNA polymerase II transcription subunit 19a. Bases 440 to 1123 code for a protein of 227 amino acids. The transcript is spliced from 8 exons. Lineage: Eukaryota; Viridiplantae; Streptophyta; Magnoliopsida; Fabales; Fabaceae. The record is from RefSeq and is a predicted model, not a curated record. Gene Ontology annotation, cellular component: mediator complex. Gene Ontology annotation, molecular function: transcription coregulator activity; transcription factor binding. Gene Ontology annotation, biological process: positive regulation of transcription by RNA polymerase II.